UAAAUUAAAUAUUUUAAUAAUCUGAGAAAAAACAGUUCAUACCUAAACUUUAAACCAUUAACAUCAAGAUGAAGUCUGUUCUGAGUUUUGUACUUCUUUUAGCCGUUUUUGUAACUUUAUCAUCUGCUGCUAUUUCAAGGGGUCAAUUUAAGGAUCCAAAACAUCCAGGUAAAUGCGCAAUCAAAAGCAACUUAAUUCUUUCACCUGGUGAAAAAAUCAAGAAUCCAGAUAUUGCUUGCGGACGAAUUAUUUGCGGCCAGGAUAGCAAUGCAGAAUUUCAAACAUGUGGAGCUGUCAGCUAUCCAGGAUGCAUCGUAGGAGAUUAUAUCAAUAAAAGUCUGCCAUACCCGGAUUGUUGUAAACGAGAAAGGAUUUGCCAAUAAAAUACCAUAUAAAAUGUUUUAUUUUUUAAAUAGAUUAAAAUUAUGUUUUUAAUAAAUGACUAUCUGUGCUAUAAACAAUAAA
Molecule: messenger RNA, 465 nt
Organism: Eupeodes corollae
Lineage: Eukaryota; Metazoa; Arthropoda; Insecta; Diptera; Syrphidae
Exons: 3
Coding region: 69-383 (104 amino acids)
Source: RefSeq, a predicted model, not a curated record